Messenger RNA from Paramecium sonneborni, 1629 nucleotides. The record is from the annotation of a GenBank genome assembly. NCBI's taxonomy places the organism in Eukaryota, Ciliophora, Oligohymenophorea, Peniculida, Parameciidae.
AUGGAAUAAUCAAACAAGGAAGAAGAAAAGUAGGAGAUAAUUUUAGCAAAUAGUCCUGGUUUAUAAGUAAAAUAAACUGAAUAGAAAGAAUUAAGUAAGAAAUAUUUCACAACAAAAUGUAAAUGGAUAUCUUUCAGUGUUUCUUUUUUUGUUUUAGGUGGUAUUGGAAUAUUUUUAGGCAUUUAUCUAAGUUAAAAGAGUAGUUCUGCUCCAACAUUAAAAAAAUUCUAAAGAGAUGAAUUUUAAUAAGUUGAUGAAAUUUGUAUGUACCAUACGAAUGAGGGAAUGUAAAAUUGUACUGAGAUUUAAAUGAAAACAAAAAGAGUGGUUAAUGAUGUAAAUGAAAAGAAUGCCUCUAGUUUGUUAAUGUUGACAAGCUUGAAAGUUAGAACCUUUAAAUAGAAUUCUGAUGGAUCUAGAGAAUAUAAUGAAAUGUUUGAUUAGAAUACAGAAAUAGAAUAAUAAAUUUAGAAAUCAUUAAGAAUUUUAUAAUAAAUUAAAUCAACUGAAGAUAUAGAUUAAUGUGAAGGAAUUCCUGCUGAAGAAUGUGGAAAUAUAAAUGAGGUACCAUUAGUAACAGUAGUUACUGAUUAAUAAACUGGAGCUGUCUAGUAAAUUGGAAUACCAGCUGAGAUUCCAGAUCUAAUGCUUUAACCUUUAGUAUCUAAUAUUAUACACAUUGCUCCUAAUAUAGCUGAAUCAACAAAUCUUCCUGGAACUGACGGUAAUAGAUUACUGAAAGAAGAUUAUACUAAUGUUUAUUAUAUUGGUAAGGAAGCAUUUGUUCCUAAGUCAAGUUAAACAAAAUAAUGGUUUGGUAAUACUGUAAUUAAAAAAACGAUAUCAUAAUCAGAUUAAAUAGAUGGUAGUUCUAAAGGAAUCAAUUUAUUUGAUAUGUUUGAACAAUCAUAAGAAACAAUUUUAGAUAAUAACAAUUAUUUAACUACUUCACAUAUAACUACUAAUUCUAAAUUUAGUAAUACCGUAUAAACAAAUGAUGUUAAUCAAAAUGAUGAUGAUUUAACUGAUAAAUUAGAGACAGAACUUACAAAUGACUCAAAUUUAAUGACUGUAGAAACAAAAUCUGAUGAAGAAUUGACAAAUGUUCUUUCUGAAAUUUAAAAUAAAUAAACUAUUCAAUAUUAUUCAAUUUAAGAUUUAUAAGAUAAAAUACUUAGUUAAUAAGAUUAAACACAAGAUUUAGUUUAAGAUUAAGAAGGUCAUCGAUUAUUAGAAGAAGAAAAGGGAGAUUUUCAAUCAGUUUCUUAAACUGAAUAUGAAAGUUAAUAAGGGGAAUGUAACUCUAAUAUUUUCGACUAAAAAAGAACUCUUAAAGAAGCCACCAUAUUUAAAUAUAAAGUUGGAUUGUAAGCAGAAUUUAAAGGAGACGUUAAAGAUGGAAGUGCUUCAGGAUAUUUAAAAUCUUGUAUUUCACUUAAUGGCAAUUGUUUACUUAAUUUAUUCAAAGGGAAUUUUAAUUAUGAAGGAAAACCUUUAGAAACUUAUGAAAAAAAAGAUAGCAAAACCAAGCAAAUUUUUAGUACUACUAUUUUAAUAAUGGGAUAUCCUUUGCAUAUAGGGGCAGAUUUAAAUUAUUCUUGGGUUUAUAUUCAUUAAAGCAGGUGUUGA